Messenger RNA from Trichoderma citrinoviride, 2091 nucleotides. RefSeq lists its product as hypothetical. Gene Ontology annotation, molecular function: microtubule binding; GTPase activity; GTP binding. Lineage: Eukaryota; Fungi; Ascomycota; Sordariomycetes; Hypocreales; Hypocreaceae. The transcript is spliced from 4 exons. The record is from RefSeq and is a predicted model, not a curated record. Gene Ontology annotation, cellular component: membrane; microtubule; cytoplasm. The coding region runs from base 1 to 2091 and encodes 696 amino acids.
AUGGCGACAUUCGCACAAAAUGAUGAAGAGCCUCCAGAUGAAAAAUUCAGCCAUCUCCGAACUUCCAAAUCGAGCCACCGGCUGAACCAAAUCGAGAAGAUCAGAGCAUAUGGAGUUGGUGAUCUGGUGGCCUUGCCUCAGCUAGUCGUUUGCGGAGACCAGUCAGCUGGUAAGAGUUCGGUCUUGGAGGGAAUCACAGGAAUUCCAUUUCCUCGAAAGGAUGGCCUUUGCACACGAUUUCCUACGGAGAUCAUUCUUCGUCAUACAGAUGGGGAGUCGAUCAAUUACACGGCUAGCCUCAGGCCGCAUUCUUCGCGGACGGCAGAGGUCCAGAAAAGGCUCUCUGCCUAUCGCAAGGAAGUCAAGGACCUAUUAGAGCUUCCUGGAAUCAUCCAAGACAUAUCGCGAUUGUUGAACAUUGGUGGCCACGCCACCUUCGAAAUGUCCCAGAACAAUCAUGGCCAUGCAUUCGCUCCUGAUGCUCUUCGCAUAGAAGUUACUGGCCCUAUUGGAUUGUAUCUCAGCGUGGUAGACCUACCGGGACUGAUAUACAAUCCCAAUGAAGAGCAAACCGAGGAAGACGUCGAGGCGAUACAUGCUAUGACCACGUCGUACCUCGAGAGCUCUCGAACGAUCAUCUUGGCGGUCCUACAAGCGGGUAACGAUAUGGCUAACCAGUCGAUCAUCAAAUUGGCAAGGAAGCACGAUACUCUUGGCCAGAGGACUGUGGGAAUCAUCACAAAGCCAGAUCUAAUCAACAAGGGUACUGAAGCCAGGCUUGCACGAACUGCGAACAAUCAGGGUAACAUCAAACUCAAGUUGGGAUUCUUCCUUCUCAAGAAUCCAAGCCCUAAAGAACUCGAAGGAGAUCUCAGUAUGAAGGAUCGAUCAGAUCUGGAAAGCGGAUAUUUCUCGAGUCCGCCUUGGACGACCCUGGGUCUCGAUAUGAACCGAGUAGGGGUAACAAAGCUCCGAUCCUAUCUUCAGGAGUUGCUAGAUACCCACAUAGAGCGAGAAUUACCCAAAGUUCGCCAGGAAAUCAAGACGUUUCUGGAGGUGAAGGAACACAAGCUGCAAUCUCUAGGAGACGCUCGCCCCACGGUUGACCUCAUGAGGAUCUUUCUCACGAGAUCGAGUAUGAAGUUUUAUGAGCUGCUGCAGGCGGCUCUCGAUGGGAACUAUCACACCAUUGAUGCUGCGUUCUUUUCCGAGGCCCAUGGUUCAAGACUGAGGGCACGUGUGCAGGAAUUGAACACCGAGUUUGAGGCUCGUAUGCGGUCAUCAGGUCAAAAAAGAGAAUUGCUAGAACCUGAGCUUACCGAGAAACCGGGUGCCAAGAUACAGGCUCAUUCCCGCACACGAGGAAAAGAAUUGCCUGGCAAUCAUAACCCGGCUCUCCUGGAAGAGCUCUUCCACGAGCAGUCGUCGCCUUGGUUUAGUAUUGCCCAACGUCACGUUCUUCGUACCUCCGGGACAGUGGCCCAAUGGGUGCUUCUUGCCGUCGAAAGGCUCUAUCCCGAGGUGACUCUGCGGAAUCUUGUCUCCGGAAUUUUAAAGGCGUGGCUUGAUGAAGCAAAGAAAAGUGCGCUUGAAGAAUUGCAAAAGCUAAUUGAUGACGAACGACGGAGCCCAUUGACGUAUAAUCACUACUUUACGGACAAUGUCCAAAAGUCUCGAUUAGACAAGCAGAGAAAAGAAGUACAGCGGGCUGUGCUUGCUAAGAAAGAUCAUCUUGGAAGAGUACAUCUUGACAAUGACCGAGAUAUUGAGAAUUUCGUUGAGGCAAUUGGAUUCUUCAUCACGGCAGAUAUGAAUGAAGAAGCUUGCAACGAGGCUAUAAUACAGUUAGGCGCAUAUUACAAGGUCGCAAUGAAGACAUUCGUCGACAACGUCGCCCGGCAAGUCAUCGAGCGGCACAUGAUAUCACCCUUGCCAAAUGCCUUCUGCCCAAACUCAAUUUCCGAGCUUUCGGAAGAAGACGUGGUCCGCAUUGGCUCAGAGUCAAAGCAGCAGGUUGAAAAGCGCAAGAAGCUGGCCGCGCAAGUCCAAGGGCUGAAGAAGAGCUUGAGAGAAUUGCAAGUGUCUGUGUGA